GGAAGUGCGCGCAGGAGCUCCAGGAAACUGGCGGCCUCCGCGUCUGGUCUCCUGCUCUCCGAGAGUUGGGCGCUGCUGCUCCACGCUGGGGUCGCUGCGCUGUCGCCGGGAUCAUGGUGUUCUACUUCACCAGCAGCAGCGGUAACUCAUCUGCUUACACUAUUUACAUGGGAAAGGAUAAAUAUGAAAAUGAGGAUCUAAUAAAGUAUGGCUGGCCUGAAGAUAUUUGGUUUCAUGUGGACAAAAUCUCUUCGGCUCAUGUAUACCUUCGAUUACAUAAGGGGGAGAAGAUAGAAGACAUUCCAAAGGAAGUAUUAAUGGAUUGUGCCCAUCUUGUGAAGGCCAAUAGCAUUCAAGGCUGCAAGAUGAACAACGUUAGCGUGGUGUAUACACCGUGGUCUAACCUGAAGAAGACGGCUGACAUGGACGUGGGGCAGAUAGGCUUUCACAGGCAGAAGGAUGUAAAGAUUGUGACAGUGGAGAAGAAAGUGAAUGAGAUCUUGAACCGAUUAGAAAAGACUAAAACAGAGCGGUUCCCAGACCUAGCAGCAGAGAAGGAAUGCAGAGACCGCGAGGAGAGGAAUGAGAAAAAGGCCCAAAUUCAGGAAAUGAAGAGGAGGGAAAAGGAAGAGAUGAAGAAGAAGAGGGAAAUGGACGAACUUAGGAGCUAUUCUUCGCUAAUGAAAGCUGAGAAUAUGUCUUCAAAUCAGGACGGCAACGAUUCAGAUGAAUUCAUGUGAAUGGAGAAAAGGACUUUGCAAAGAUGUGAAUUUAGGGACGUUUUGAUUUCAUCCGUGUUCUGAGUUAUAAAAAACAAGCAACCAAAAUUCUACCUUCAGUCUACACAAAUAUCAACUUGGGAUUUUUUUUUAAUUGUUCUGCUUUUUGCUGACAGAAAGGAUCAGAUACCUAUAUAUCAAAUACAGUUGGACUUGAAGACAGCAUGUAACACUAGGAAAGUGAAAAUAUAUGUGCCAGAACAUGUCUUGGUAGCUCACAGAAGUUGGCUGUCCUUGUUCUUGGGAUAGGCUUUAGAACAAACCAGCUCGGAAAAGCAUUUCUGGUAUGUGGUCUGCCUCUGAAAACAGAUGUCUUGAAAAGCUUUUUAUAUUCUUAAAAUAGCUUCACUUCCGUGAAGAAGGUGUUGGUGAGCAAUAUAUAGGAAUGUUCCUUCCACCCUUGAUUUCCUGAUUAGAAAAAGAAGCAUGCGGGUUCUGAGGAAGGUAACGAUGCAUCCAGAAGAUGGCUGGCCCCAUCGUCCGCGUUCUGCUAUGUUGUCUGAUGCCACGAGCAGAGUUGUCCUUGCCUCUGAGCUCACCCUAGCUUCUGCAUUCAACACCCGCACUGUCCCUGAGUGACACCUCCACCGAGGCACUGUCAGACUUAGAGGAGCAGUUGGUGUGAGUCAAGGGCGGGGCUUGAGGCAGUCUUUGCCUGGCUAAGCACCAGUGACUCUGCUCCACCGCCUGCCCUCCCCCACCCCCUGCCCGGGACUGCAGCGUCCAGGCACUGAGGGGAGAAGCAGGGAGGGAUGCUCCGUGAGCCAUUGUGAGGAUGUAAGUUACCUGAUUUUUAUCUUGGAACGUAGCAUAAAUCGAAAGUCCAGGUCGUGAUUACGAUUUUAAGAAAAUUAAGCAUUUCCUUAGCCAGCCAAGUGUUUAUUUACCUCGAAAUAAUAUUUAUUUCGAGUUGUAACCCCAGAGUUCAGAUUUCUCAAUUGUAGGCUCAGUGACUUAAUAUGUAACUGUACAUACUCAUACAAACUACCUGCUCUCUGGUGUGAUUCUGAAUAGAAGAUACAUUUUUAUUGAAACUGUAAGGCAACCCCUGUAGAGAAAAACAAAGCUACACAAUUAAAGGGAAAGAGGCCACAGCCUGCAGGUCUGGAGGCACGUGGAGUCACCCUUGAACCACACCCAGAGCUGUGCGCGCCUCCUUCCGAUUCUCGUUCUGACCCGGCAACAAUGGCCUCCAACAAACUGUCUGUCUGUAAUAGCACUUCGGGACAAUGGCUGAAACCAAAAGACUUCCACGUUUCUUUUUAUUCCAAGUUGGUGUAUGGGGUUGAACUGGAAACUUUCCCUGAGGCAUAGGCCAAAUUUUGAGACAGAGUAUGGUAGACAACUCCAUAAAUUAAUAAUUGUGUGUGUGUGUCUCUCUAAUGAUAUUUAGCCCAGAGUUCUGUGAUUUAAAAAUAUAAUAAAGACUUUUUUUUAUUUGGAAGGACAUUGAUAUAUAAAUUCUUACAACUUGCUUAUUAUCCCUGUCCUCAGCUGGCUUUGCGGGGGCUCUGGCUGUAGAAAACAGAAAACCCUACCAUCGUUUAUAGGUUCAGUCCGGCCAGUUCUGUGGACAUGCCAUCUCUCCCACUGAUAAGUGCGUCUCUCCCCAGCUGCCCCCGGGUCGAAGUGGGUGACCUCAGCAGCUGUGCUCUCCUGCCUGGUUACUGGAACCGCUUCUUUAACACUCAGCUGCCAACAUCUAAAACGGGGAGGCUUUUCCCCAGCAGCACCCCUGCCACCUCAGCGUUCUAGUCCCUCUGAAAAGCUCCUCUGCACCCAGCAGGACAACAUACCGGAUGGAGCUUUGGAAGACUACACCUGCCUUUACUGUAGUGUAGGAGAUCCAAGGGUCCAAAUUUUAAACGUGUUAUAAUUCACCUUUCGCUGGUUUAAAUGUCACAGCCUCCCUUCUGAGUUCUCCCAGCUGAAGUCCAGGCUCUCAAAGCACUCCAGCUGCUCCGUGCUGCUUCCCUCCUUCCCCACCCGUGUGUCGGGUCGUGUUUCCCACAGCUCUCUCGGGCCCGGAGAAUGCAAGCAUCUUUCCCUUGGAGAACAUUGAUUCAGUGCCAGUAGGUCAGGCUGUUGGCACUGACGUCGCCUCAUUUCUUGCUGUUGGCAUGUUUCAUAAAGUGCCUAUAGGAAAAUUCCAAAUUAUUGGUAUUUUUAUGAGCUGUGCCCUUGAUCAAAUGUGUGCAUCCUGAGGAUUUCUCUUUCCAGUUCUGCCUCCAGUUUUCCCUGCUUUGCUCGCUCUGCAUGUGGGUGAGGUUCACCAUGUUAUUUAAUUUCCUUCCCAUACUACUCUGUUAUAUUUCUAUAGCAUUAGAAUUCUUUUCUUCUCCACCUUUGGUGUAUCUAGUAGGGUCACAGUCCUCGGGCAAGAGAGCUUUGUCACGGUGCUGGGGAAGUUCACGUGUGGGAGGUUUGCACGCUAGCGGGCAGCGAUGGGCUUUAGUCGAACCCUUUCAAUAUCCUUUGUUAAUUGUUUUUAACUUUCUCGAAGCAUGGGUUUUGGUGAGCUUUAUUAGUGCCCACAGGGCACACGUACAGCAAGGUCAGAGAGGGAGUGCUCAGCUCUGGCCUCCAGUUUAAGAACAAAGCCCUUCCUCCCACUCCCGCAUCUGUCUGAGAAGAGGACGCUCUGGAUCUCCAGGCUGGAAGAAAUGGGACACUUUUCCAGUCUUUCCUGAGCUGUGACCUUGAAACCAGCUCUCUGCUGGAUUUCAGUAUGGCAUCGUGUGUAACACGUCCCGUCCUCGGACUGAGUGCAGGAGGAGUGGGUGACCUUUGGAUUGUAAAGGAGACUAUAAAACAAUCAAACUGUAAUUAAAAAUGUAAAAUUAGAAACUCAAAGUCCAAGCCAAGUGUCAGUAUCGACCCCUUGAACACCAGCAGGUCUGCGAUAGCUCAGACGUGAGGACAGUUCUGCUGGUGCCCCACAGGCUCACGUUCAAGUUGCGCUGAGAGAGAGUCUACUGGGCACAUGUGGGCCUCACAUGGGGCAGGAGACUGCAUGUGCAUUCUGCUGUUUCAUGACUGAGAUGACAAGUGCGUACUCAUCAUGUGCUGGGUGGAUGAUGAGUCGAGUAUAAUAAAGCUUAUAGUUUGAGUAGAA
Messenger RNA from Phyllostomus discolor (pale spear-nosed bat), 3894 nucleotides. It is a transcript of the gene CCDC25, whose product is annotated as coiled-coil domain containing 25. The record is from RefSeq and is a predicted model, not a curated record. The coding region runs from base 114 to 740 and encodes 208 amino acids. The transcript has 9 exons. Lineage: Eukaryota; Metazoa; Chordata; Mammalia; Chiroptera; Phyllostomidae.